CGUCCCCCUCCCGCUCUCCCGUUCCCGGCCCGGUCCCGGCGGCAUCGCACGAUGGGGCCGCCCCGGUCGUGCCUCGUGCUCGCGGCCGCGCUGCUGCCGCUGCUGCCGGCCGGGGCCGCACCGGGACCCUCCGAGCCCGGACCCGCGGUCACCGACGCCGAGAUCGAGGCGUUCCUGCGCGGCCUCCUCGGCACCGGAGACCGCGACGGGGAUGGGGAUGGGGACGGCGACGGCACCGACCUGGGCUUCGGCAUCGACCCGAGCAUCGGCACCGGCAGCGACACCGGCUCCCCGGGGCUGAUGGAGCCCGAGAAACCCAAGAAGGGAAAGAAGGAAAAAGCUCCAAAACCCACCAAGAAGCCCAAGGAGAGAGCGCGGGGCUCCAAGAAGGACAAGGACAGGGACAGGGGCCGGGAUAAGGACAGGGACAGGGACAGGGGCCGGGACAGGGACAAGCCCCCCAAGAAGCCCAAAGAGAAACCCCCAAAAGGCUCCGAGAAACCACCCAAAGGCUCCAAGAAGCCCAAGGAGAAGCCACCCAAAGCCACCAAAAAACCCUCUGGCAAGAAACCACCGGAGCCCCCAACACCUCUCCCGGAGCUCCGCAUCACCCCACAGCCCCCAUGGGGCGAGGAUGAGGAGGGGACACCCCAAUUCCCAAAGCAGGCUUUGCCCUACGAGGAGGAGGAGGAGGAUGGGGGUGGCAGAGGGGAGCCGGAGGAGACACCAGUGUGGGAACUGGGCCGGGAGGACUCACAUCCAGAGCCUGAGCCCCCCACGGAGCCGGAGCCCCCGACCCUGGACUACAACGAGCAGCUGGAGCGGGAGGACUAUGAGGACUUCGAGUUCAUUCGCCGCCGGCAGCAGAAGCCCCCCAAGCCCCCCCGCAGGAAGAGCCCCCCGAGGGUCUGGCCCCAGCCCGAGGAGCCACUGACACCGGUAGAGACCCCCCCAGCGCCCCCCCCAGCGCCCCCCCCAAUGCCCCCCCCUGCACCCGAAGGGGACUACGAUGAAGGCUUCUUGCCACCGGACUACGAUGACUUCUCCUAUGGGCUGCCCCCCCCACCGAAGCCCAGGAAAACCCUGGAUAAAGGGGAUGAGAUGGAGACGGACGAGGAGAAACUGAAACCCGGGAAGCCCAGGAAAGGAAGCAGCAGCAAGGAGGAGGAGGAGGACCCGUGGGCAGAGGAGAAGGGCCGGGACCGCAAAGGGAAACCCAAGAAGCCGGGUGGGAAGAAAUGGGAGCCGGAUGAGGAUGAAUGGGAGCCUCAGGAGGAGAAGACGAGCUGCCCCCCCAUCGGGCUGGAGUCCCACCGCAUCGAGGAUGAGCAGCUCCUGGCCUCAUCCAUGCUGCGCCAUGGGCUGGGUGCUCAGCGCGGGCGCCUCAACAUGCAGGCAGGCCCCAAUGAGGACGACUUCUUCGACGGGGCUUGGUGCGCCGAGGACGACAGCCGGGCGCACUGGCUCGAGGUGGACACGCGCCGCACCACCAAGUUCACCGGUGUCAUCACCCAGGGACGCGACUCCCAGAUCCACGAGGACUUUGUCACCAGUUUCUACGUGGGCUUCAGCAACGACAGCCAGAACUGGGUGAUGUACACCAAUGGCUACGAGGAGAUGAAGUUCUAUGGUAACGUGGACAAGGACACGCCGGUGCUGACCAAGUUCCCCGAGCCCAUGGUUGCCCGUUACAUCCGCAUCUACCCCCAGACGUGGAACGGGAGCCUCUGCCUGCGCCUCGAGGUCCUGGGCUGCCCCCUCUCCACCGUCAGCAGCUACUACAGCCAACAGAACGAGGUGACCUCCACCGACAACCUGGACUUCCGCCACCACUCCUACAAGGACAUGAGGCAGCUGAUGAAGGUGGUCAAUGAGGAGUGCCCCAGCAUCACCCGCAUCUACAACAUCGGCAAGAGCUCGCGUGGGCUGAAGAUCUACGCCAUGGAGAUCUCGGACAACCCCGGCGAGCAUGAGACUGGUGAGCCCGAGUUCAGGUACACAGCCGGGCUCCAUGGGAAUGAGGUGCUGGGCCGGGAGCUGCUGCUCCUGCUCAUGCAGUUCCUAUGCAAGGAGUUCCAGGAUGGCAACCCCCGGGUGCGGAGCCUGGUCACCGAAACCCGCAUCCACCUCGUGCCCUCCCUCAACCCCGAUGGCUACGAGCUGGCCCGCGAGGCGGGCUCUGAACUGGGCAACUGGGCUCUGGGCCACUGGACAGAGGAGGGCUACGACCUCUUUGAGAACUUCCCUGACCUGGCUUCAGCCCUGUGGGCAGCUGAGGACAGGAAGCUGGUACCUCACAAGUUCCCCAACCACCACAUCCCCAUCCCUGAGCACUACUUGGCUGAGGACGCCACGGUAGCGGUGGAGACGCGGGCUGUCAUGGCGUGGAUGGACAAGAACCCCUUCGUGCUGGGAGCCAACCUGCAGGGCGGGGAGAAGCUGGUGUCCUACCCCUUCGACACAGCCCGUCCCGUCAGCGAGACCCCAGCGGCCGCCCCACGCCCACCGGAUGAGUACGAGGACGAGACCCCGGAGCUGCAGGAGACCCCCGACCACGCCAUCUUCCGCUGGCUCGCCAUCUCCUACGCCUCGGCCCAUCUCACCAUGAGCGAGCCCUUCCGCGGCGGCUGCCACACACAGGACAUGACCAACGCCAUGGGCAUCGUGCAGGGCGCCAAGUGGCAUCCCCGGGCAGGCAGCAUGAAUGACUUCAGCUACCUGCACACCAACUGCCUGGAGCUCUCCAUCUACCUGGGCUGCGACAAGUUCCCCCAUGAGAGCGAGCUGCAGCAGGAGUGGGAGAACAACAAGGAGUCUCUGCUCACCUUCAUGGAGCAGGUCCAUCGGGGCAUCAAGGGCUUGGUGACGGACCAGCAGGGAGAACCCAUCGCCAACGCCACCAUCGUCGUGGGGGGCAUCAACCACAACAUCAGGACAGCCAGCGGUGGGGAUUACUGGCGCAUCCUGAACCCCGGUGAGUACCGCGUCUCGGCCCGCACCGAGGGCUACAACCCCAGCGUCAAGACCUGCAGCGUCCUCUACGACAUCGGGGCCACCCAAUGCAACUUCGUGCUGGCGCGCUCCAACUGGAAGCGCAUCCGGGAGAUCAUGGCCAUGAACGGGAACCGGCCCAUCCGCCGCAUCGUGCCAGGCCGCCCCAUGACGCCCCGCGAGCGCCUGCGCCUGCAGAUGCGCCUCCGGCACCGCAUGCGUCUGCGGCAGCAGAUGAGGCUCCGGAGGCUCAAUGCCACCACUGCUGCCAGCAGCCCCACGGCCCCGCUGCCCACCACGGCCAUGCACUCCUUCAGCAGCACAGCCUAUGUGCCCUGGAGCCAAGAGCCACCCACAGCCGGCACCUGGGAGAUGGAGACCGAAACAGAGGUGGUCACCGAGGUGGUGACCGAGACGGAGACCUGGGAGCUGGGCACAGGGACGGUGCAGCCCUUCACCACGGCCGAGACCUACACCGUGAACUUUGGUGACUAGGGGUGCCUGUCCCCUCGUUCCUGCC
Neopsephotus bourkii (Bourke's parrot) is the source of this 3511-nucleotide messenger RNA. RefSeq names its product AE binding protein 1 (gene AEBP1). The record is from RefSeq and is a predicted model, not a curated record. The transcript is spliced from 21 exons. Gene Ontology annotation, biological process: negative regulation of transcription by RNA polymerase II; proteolysis. Lineage: Eukaryota; Metazoa; Chordata; Aves; Psittaciformes; Psittacidae. Gene Ontology annotation, molecular function: DNA-binding transcription repressor activity, RNA polymerase II-specific; metallocarboxypeptidase activity; RNA polymerase II transcription regulatory region sequence-specific DNA binding. Bases 52 to 3486 code for a protein of 1144 amino acids.